AUGGGGAGGGCAGCCAUGGACAUGGUGGACGUGAGGAGGCUGUUGGUGGGACCUACAUUGGAAAAUAACGAAGUGGUUGGCUUUGAUGAGGAAGCGGAAAAAGUGAUCAAGCGUCUUGUUGAAGGAUCAGGGUAUCUGGAUGUUGUCCCUGUUGUGGGAAUGCCUGGACUUGGUAAAACCACACUGGCAAGAAAAAUCUAUAAUGAUCCUAAGAUUCCAUAUGAAUUUUUCAGUUGCAUUUGGGUUUUCGUCGGACAGUCAUAUAUAAAAAGGGACAUCUUUAUUAAUAUUUUGAAAGGGUUCACGAAACGCAAUGAAGAAUUCCAAGAUAAAAAUGAGACAGAAAUAGCUGAGGAAAUACGUUAUCACGUGGCUAACGGAGGUAAAUGUCUCGUCAUCUUGGACGAUGUGUGGGAGACAGGUGUUGUAGAUUUUGUUAGGACAGCUUUCCCAGAAAACAAGAAAGGCCACCGAAUCAUGAUGACCACUCGACACAAGGAAAGUUUCCAGCUGUUGGAAAAGAGAGCUUUUGGCGAUAGCCAUUGUCCUAUUGAGUUAGUAGAACAUGGAGAAGGCAUUGUAGAAAAAUGUAGUGGAGUACCACUUACAAUUGUGGUAAUUGCAGGAGCUUUAAGAGGCCGUACAAGCGAAAUUGAUUGGCGAGUAGCUAAGGAAAAUGUGGGGAAACACCUAAUAGAACAAGACAACCUUAAGAGAUGCUUGAAGAUUGUGGGACUGAGUUACAAUCAUUUGCCUCAAGAUAGAAAGGCUUGCUUCAUGUAUUUUGGUGCCUUUCCUCGAGGCUUUGAUAUCCCUUGGAAAUUGAUCCGCCUCUGGAUUGCUGAGGGGCUCAUAAUGUCUAACUUGCCAGGUAGCGAAAUUGAGGAGAUAGCAGAUUAUUAUUUGAUUGACUUUGCAAAUAGAAAUUUAAUGAUGGUGAUUGCGAAGAGGUCUAGUGGUCAAAUAAAAGCAUGUCGUGUUCAUGACAUGUUACAUGAGUUCUGCAUUAUGCAGGCUACUAGACUUAGUCUUUUCCAAUAA
Nicotiana tabacum (common tobacco) is the source of this 1041-nucleotide messenger RNA. NCBI's taxonomy places the organism in Eukaryota, Viridiplantae, Streptophyta, Magnoliopsida, Solanales, Solanaceae. The record is from RefSeq and is a predicted model, not a curated record.